Messenger RNA from Lodderomyces margitis, 1680 nucleotides. It is a transcript of the gene HGT7, whose product is annotated as Hgt7p. The record is from RefSeq and is a predicted model, not a curated record. Gene Ontology annotation, molecular function: carbohydrate:proton symporter activity. The transcript has a single exon. Gene Ontology annotation, biological process: carbohydrate transport; transmembrane transport. Gene Ontology annotation, cellular component: plasma membrane. Lineage: Eukaryota; Fungi; Ascomycota; Pichiomycetes; Serinales; Debaryomycetaceae. The coding region runs from base 1 to 1680 and encodes 559 amino acids.
AUGUCACAAGAAGAAGCCCAUUCUAGUGCAUCCACUGCUGAUGCCAAUGUGCAUGAUGUUGAAGCUAAAUACGAACAAGAACAGCCAGUGGAUAAUGAAGACCAAGUACACCACAGUGCCAACGAGUUGAACCAAAAACCACUUAAAGCAUACGUUGGUGUCAUUAUUAUGUGUUUCCUUAUCGCUUUUGGUGGUUUUGUUUUUGGUUUCGAUACCGGUACCAUUUCUGGAUUUAUUAAUAUGACUGAUUUUAAACAGAGGUUUGGUCAACAAAAGUCAGAUGGUACCUACUACUUUUCCAAUGCCAGAACUGGUUUGAUUGUUGCCAUGUUUAAUGCCGGUUGUGCUGUUGGUGCUUUGUUUUUGUCCAAAGUUGGUGAUGUAUUUGGUCGUAGGCUUGGUAUUGCCGGUACUAUGAUCAUCUAUGUUGUUGGUAUCAUUGUGCAAAUUUCGUCCUCAAAUAAGUGGUACCAAAUUAUGAUUGGAAGAAUUUUCACUGGUAUUGCUGUUGGAUGUUUGUCUGUUUUGUGUCCACUUUUCAUUUCAGAAGUUGCACCAAAACACUUGAGAGGUACCUUGGUUUGUUGUUUCCAAUUGAUGAUUACAUUAGGUAUCUUUUUGGGUUACUGUACUGAUUAUGGUACCAAGCAAAGUUACUCUGACUCAAGACAAUGGAGAAUCCCAUUAGGCUUAUGUUUUGCUUGGGCUUUGUUGUUGGUUGGAGGUAUGAUUCGUUUGCCAGAAUCUCCUCGUUAUCUUGUUGGUAAGGAUAAGAUUGAUGAUGCCAAGAAUGCAUUGGCCAGAACCAACAAAGUGUCACCAGAAGACCCAGCCUUGUAUGCCGAAUUACAAUUGAUUCAAGCUGGUGUUGAAAGAGAAAGAUUGGCUGGUAAUGCCGGGUGGAUGACUUUGAUCAAAGGUAAGCCAAGAAUUCUCGAGAGAGUUUUUGUUGGUCUUAUGUUGCAAUGUUUACAACAAUUGACUGGUGAUAACUAUUUCUUCUACUACAGUACCACUAUUUUCCAAGCUGUCGGUUUGAAUGACUCUUUUGAAACGUCCAUUGUCAUUGGUGUUAUCAACUUUGCUUCCACAUUCUUGGGUAUUUAUUUGAUUGAAAAAUUAGGAAGAAGACAAUGUUUGCUCGUUGGUUCUGUUGGUAUGUCUAUCUGUUUCUUGAUUUACGCAUUGAUUGGUACCCAACACUUGUACUACCAUGGAAGCAGUGGUGCCACCAGACAUCCAGAUGGUGAUGCUAUGAUUUUCAUUACCUCACUUUACGUUUUCAUCUUUGCUUCCACCUGGGCUGGUGGUGUUUACUCCAUUGUUUCAGAAUUAUACCCAUUACAAGUAAGAUCAAAGGCUAUCGGUGUUGCUAGUGCAGGUAACUGGGUUUUCGGAUUCCUUAUUUCGUUCUUCACCUCAUUCAUCACCAGUGCAAUCCAUUUCUACUACGGGUUUGUCUUUUUUGGAUGUUUGCUUUUCUCGAUCUUUUUCGUUUACUUUAUGGUAUAUGAGACUAAAGGUCUUACAUUAGAAGAGGUUGAUGAAUUAUAUGCAGCUAGGGUUGUUCCAUGGAAGUCAUCCAGCUGGACACCACCACCAGAAGAAGAAAUGGCUCAUUCGACCGGUUACGCUGCUUACGCUAAACCUGAAGAAGAACAUGUUCAAGAUACUGUAUGA